This is a messenger RNA of Lagenorhynchus albirostris (white-beaked dolphin), 2272 nucleotides long. RefSeq names its product amyloid beta precursor protein binding family B member 1 interacting protein (gene APBB1IP). The transcript is spliced from 14 exons. Gene Ontology annotation, biological process: signal transduction. The record is from RefSeq and is a predicted model, not a curated record. Lineage: Eukaryota; Metazoa; Chordata; Mammalia; Artiodactyla; Delphinidae. Bases 36 to 2018 code for a protein of 660 amino acids. Gene Ontology annotation, cellular component: cytosol; plasma membrane.
GGGUCGCUCCCGAGAGAGGAGGGCCCGCGGCGCAGAUGGGUGAGUCAAACGAAGAUAUAGACCAAAUGUUCAGCAAUUUGCUGGGAGAGAUGGAUCUCCUGACCCAGAGUUUAGGAGUCGACACUGUCCCUCCUCCAGAACCUAAACAGCCCAGAGCUGAAUUUAACUACAGUGUGGGGUUUAAGGAUUUAAAUGAGUCCUUAAAUGCACUGGAAGACCAAGAUUUAGAUGCUCUCAUGGCGGAUCUGGUAGCAGACAUAAGAGAAGCUGAGCAGAGGACAAUCCAGGCCCAGAAAGAGUCCUCUCAGAGCCGACCUCAUUCAGCAUCUCUGGAUAUACCAAGUUUCAGUGGUGCAGCCUCUCUUGGUUACACAGCAAAUGUUGCUGCACCGAGUAUUAACCAAUAUGAGGAUGACUUACCUCCUCCACCAGCUGAUCCCAUGUUAGACCUUCCUUUGCCACCACCCGCUCCUGAACCUCUCUCUCAGGAAGAAGAAGAAGCCCAAGCUAAGGCUGAUAAAAUUAAGCUAGCGUUGGAAAAACUGAAGGAGGCCAAGGUCAAGAAGCUCGUUGUCAAGGUGCACAUGAAUGAUAACAGCACGAAGUCACUGAUGGUGGAUGAGCGGCAGUUAGCCCGAGAUGUUCUAGACAACCUUUUUGAGAAAACCCAUUGUGACUGCAAUGUGGACUGGUGUCUUUAUGAAAUAUAUCCAGAACUACAAAUCGAAAGGUUUUUUGAAGACCAUGAAAAUGUUGUUGAAGUCUUAUCAGACUGGACAAGAGACACAGAAAAUAAAGUGCUGUUUUUGGAGAAGGAGGAAAAAUACGCUGUAUUUAAAAACCCCCAGAAUUUUUACUUGGAUAACAGAGGAAAAAAAGAAAGCAAGGAAACAAACGAGAAAAUGAAUGCGAAGAACAAGGAGUCCUUGCUUGAGGAGAGUUUUUGUGGAACAUCCAUCAUUGUGCCAGAACUAGAGGGAGCUCUUUAUUUGAAAGAAGAUGGGAAGAAAUCCUGGAAAAGGCGCUAUUUCCUUUUACGAGCUUCUGGAAUUUAUUAUGUCCCCAAAGGAAAGACUAAGACAUCUCGAGAUCUGGCAUGUUUUAUACAGUUUGAAAAUGUCAACAUUUACUAUGGGAUUCAGUGUAAAAUGAAAUACAAAGCACCCACUGACUACUGCUUUGUUUUAAAGCAUCCCCAAAUUCAGAAGGAGUCCCAGUAUAUCAAGUAUCUCUGCUGUGAUGACGCAAGAAUGCUACAUCAGUGGGUUACGGGAAUCAGGAUCGCCAAGUAUGGAAAGACGCUCUAUGAUAGCUAUCAGCGUGCCAUGGCCAGGGCAGGGCUUGCCUCUCGGUGGACCAACCUGGGCACUGUCAACGCAGCCCCACCAGCCCCGUCUUCUACAGGAGUUAAAACAGGCACCACCCAGGCCAAUGGUCAGAUCCCCCAGGCAGCACAUUCUAUGAGUACUGUUCUCGGAGAAGCCCAGAGACCUGUUGAAACAACUAAGGACAAGAAGUCCGGCCUCGGCAGCCACGACGCCGGAGCGCCCAGGGCCCAGACCCUUCCCAUGUCCAGCCUGCCUCCGCCCCCUCCCGUGCGACGGUCCUCGGAAGUCGGCUGCAGCAGCCCAGGGACGCCGCCCAAGGUCAAGGGCACGGCCGCCGGCUUCCCAGCGCCGCCCCACGACCUCCUGCCGCCGCCUCCGCCGCCGCCACCCCUGGAGGACGACGAGCUCCCUCCGCCGCCCCCCGACUUUAGCGACGCGCCCCCGGACUUCGUGCCUCCUCCACCGCCGCCGUCGUUUGCGGGCGACGCGGGGUCCUCGCUGCCGCCGCCCCCGCCCCCGCCCGCCCUCGUCCCCGAAGCCGCGAAGCCAACCCCCGUGGUGGCCAAAAGGCCGCCAGCUCCCCCCAAGAGGCAGGCGAACCCGGGACCACCGGGCGGAGGAGGCGGGGAGCAGGAUUUCAUGUCGGAUCUCAUGAAAGCUUUGCAAAAGAAGAGAAGCAACAUGUCCUAAGGGAAGGCUAGAAGUAUCUUUGGGUGAUGGGUGUAAUCAUUGCUAACCUCAAUUGCAUUUUUGCUACUUUGUUUCCGUGACAUCUUGUUCAUUUUAGAUACAAUAUUGAAGUAUUCAGACUAGAAAUGCAAAUAGGAAACGUCUCCCUGUUUCUCAAGUACAUUCAUAAUCCUUAACCUAACACAGAAUUUAGAAUAUCUGCCUGAAUGUACAUAUCUUUCCUGUGUAUUUCCACUUCAAUGGAUUUUAUCUUC